Messenger RNA from Hermetia illucens (black soldier fly), 2300 nucleotides. Its product is annotated as otefin-like. The transcript is spliced from 2 exons. The coding region runs from base 196 to 1401 and encodes 401 amino acids. The record is from RefSeq and is a predicted model, not a curated record. Lineage: Eukaryota; Metazoa; Arthropoda; Insecta; Diptera; Stratiomyidae.
ACCAACCAUUUUAAAUGCGAAGAACUAGUCAUAUCUAAAAGUGUCCGUGUGGCGACGUAAAAAUUUCAAAUUUCAAACUCCAACUGUUGGUUUCGGUCGUGAAAAGUGUCGUUCAGUUCGUGGCUCCCUAACUGUCGAGGAGGAAGUGCCGAUUUCCAAACUAGAUUCGAAUAUUGGACCACAAACUUCGAGAAAAUGCCCAAAGCAGCCGCUCCCGUUACCGACGAAUUGGACAACCUCAGCAACAAUGAACUUCGCUCAAAAUGCGUCCAGUACGGAUUGCCCAACAUUCCGAUUACGGACACAAGUCGUAAGUUGUUGAUAAAGAGGCUCCGAACCGCGAUAGAAGGCGGUCGUGCCGAUAGUCCCGCCAAAGGAAAGUCUCGCAGGGAGACGAUCCACGUCGUAGCGAAAGUCGUUGAACCGGAACGCGAUGCAUCACCCAAGAAGAACACGCGUGGUACCCGUCGGACAAUCGCUACCCCGAGCGAACCUGAGCCGGAGGAACCCACCGUAGAGGUUACUGUUCGCCAAGUCACCAACCGGCGACGCUCUAGGACAACGCCGGCACCAGCUGAGCCGGCUCCCAUUACCACUGGGAAGCGAAAAGCCGAUGCAAUCAUUGAAGAUGAGGAUGAAGACAGCGACGAUGUGCAAAUUGUGCACGACAUUCGGGAGCAGGUGGCGCGGUCCUCUCGAUCGCCAUCCCUGGCCAAGUCUAAAAUGGUUACAACGUCAUAUCAACACGUGAGAGCGGACGAGCCGAUCGUAGAAGAGCCGGCCUACAAGCCACGGGAAACAAUCAUCCCCGUACAACGGGAAUCGGCGUACGCCGCACCUCGGACCUCGAUCCACACGCAAGAACGCGAAUCGACUACUACUUCAUACUCUUCCCGGCCAAUCGCGCAACUGUCUCGUCCUUCACUCUCUACAACAAACACCAGCUACACGUCCAACUCAACCACCAGACGCUACACUACGAGUGGAUAUAAGCCGCAAACCGAAUACAGUUCUAUCAGCAGCAGCAGCACACAUAACUACAAACCCCAGACGACGUCAUACCGCGACGAGGAAGAAAACAGCGAGGACGACGCGGAGGACGAAGUUGAAGCUCCGUUUCUUAGUGACUUUGCCCGUCGGCUUUCUCGCCUGAAAGCUGAGCCACUCAAUGAGAACUUGAGACCGAUGGAGAAGGAAGGCUCGCAGUAUCGUGAGAGCCAGCGUUUCUACACCACCUCGAUCGCCGGACGUCGCGGCAUCAACAACAAGAACUCCUUAGGUGAAUCCAUCCGACAGCUGUGGUUCGCACUCGACCGCCAGUACGGCCUGCGCAAGUACCUGGCGGUGAUUGCGCUCACCCUGGUCGUCCUUUUCAUCUACAUAAUGCUCGUGCAAAACUAACAGUGACCCGACGUUUACGUUUGGUUUCUCUCCUUUUCAGUCUAGCGCAGACUGCCCACCCACUCCAAAUGCAAACCUGACCUCUGAUAUGCUGUUCGGUGCUUUUCCUACUCGCCACCACCCCAUGUCCAAACUCAGGUUUGAAUCGAUUUUAAGAUACCUAGGAAAUGCCAUUUGUAACAAAACUAUGGAAAUUUUUAUGCUUAACAGGUGCCUUCGAUCAAGAGUCGUCCCCCACAUAUAAUUAGUCUACCUUCCACUAAUAUUCGUUUUAACUGCUUGAUUCUUCCUAAGAUGGUUUUGUUUUAAACUGAGCUUCCUUGCCCAACUUUUCCCUUUUCAUUUCUCAUGAUUAACCAGUUCAGUCUCACUCGUUCGCAUUUUCUUAUGUGUUUGCCUUAUCACGUCUUUAUCUUUUUAUUGCAAUCUAGAGUAAAAAUUGUUUUAGUCAGUUUUCUAGUUCUUUUUUGUAAUCAAGCUUUAUGCAUUUCCAGGGGAAGACUGCGCCUUAGUCGUGUGAUGUACAAUAGAAAAGAUUAGGGCGAGGUCUUUCCCCUGCAUACUUUGAGUACGUAAGUCAAAAAUAUAGUGUUAAGAAUUAAAGUUGUCAUUGUGAACUGUUGUGGCCGCGCAGGACCACAAUACUUGUCUCCCCGGACUGUUUCCACUCUUAAGGUCACUCCGAUAACAAAAUAAAUGCAUGCUGCUCAUUUCAUUUGAGAAAAGUACAAGUUGAGGAGUCUUCCUUUUCCCCACUUUUGUGUUUUGCUUAUGUCAGGCGGGUCCACUUACUCGAAUAUGUUAAGUUGUUAAGAUUUGUAAAAGACUUGUUGAAUGCUUGUAAAUACUCUAAAAGGCGAUUAGAAAUAAAAGGAUAUUUUUACUUAGAACAAGAACAA